Molecule: messenger RNA, 2199 nt
Organism: [Torrubiella] hemipterigena
Lineage: Eukaryota; Fungi; Ascomycota; Sordariomycetes; Hypocreales; Clavicipitaceae
Source: the annotation of a GenBank genome assembly
GCGCCAUCUAUCUCGAACCUGUCUAGGGCAAGGUCCGAGGGCAACAACAGGUGAUGUAAGUAAGCCCAGCAGCGUGGCCCCUGUGAUAUUACGUCUUGUGGACUUGGUUCUGUGCCGAAUUGAUAUGGUUCUGGAAGGAGAGUAAUUCGGUAACAUACGAUAGGCGCAGGUGCUGAUACGCCGUGCACCGAGUGCGCGUCUAGCUUGUGGUAGUAGUGGUAUAUAGAAUGAUUCGGUAGAUGCCGGUCCCGUAUGUGAAUAGGGCGUAGGUACAAGUAAACACAAACAGUAAAAAAGACACAAUACGAUUUACUUGACCAGAAGAUUCGAUCAAUCCAUCAUGACGAUCCCGCAACGCCUCAGCAAUAGGCAUCUCGAUGCUGGUUCUGCUGUUCCUUGGGUUGUUCAGAAAUACGGCGGCACCAGCAUAGGCAAAUAUGCAUCCAAGAUUGCAAACGACAUCAUCCGGAUAUCACUACAGAGGAACCGAGUAGCAGUCGUGUGCUCAGCAUGCAGCGCGGCAUCCAAGGCCGAAGGGACCACCACACAGCUCCUCCAGCUGUACACCACAUUCAACGAGGCUCGCAUUGCAUGCCACGACCGGAGCAUCAUCCUUGGCGCGACAAACAAACGCCUGGGUGCACUAGUUGAAGACCACUUAGUUGCUGCAAGCCGCUUUAUUCGCAACCCUGCCAUUCGUCGGUCUCUAGCUGACCGUCUGCGCUUCGAGACGCAGAAAACACUAGCUUCUCUGGCGGAUGCCCUUGCUACCAACCACUACAGCGACGUACGAGUCAAGGACCAGAUCAUCAGCGUCGGAGAAAAGUUGGGAUGUCUGCUCAUGUGCGGCGUCCUGGAGGAUGCAGGGGUUGAUACCGAAUACGUCGAUUUGUCGAGUGCUGUGGCGCAGACGGCAAGCCAGGUCGACGACAAGUUCUUUGCAAAGCUUACAGCGGCGAUUGCUGCUCGCCUAGUCAAGUGCGGUGACCGCGUGCCUGUCAUCACAGGCUUCUUUGGGCAGACGCCGACGUCGUUGCUAGACGGCGAGGUUGGGCGCGGGUAUACAGAUUUGUGCGCGACCCUGUGUGCUAUAAGCCUUGGAGCAGACGAGCUGCAGAUUUGGAAAGAGGUGGACGGCAUUCUCACGGCGGAUCCGUUCAAGGUGCCUGGUGCGCAGCCUAUAGAGUGCAUGACACUGGGCGAUGUUGCUGCCCUCACACUGAAUGGUGCAGAAGUUGUUCAUGCUGCGGCCAUUCAACAGCUUAUCAAGUCGAGACUGCCAAUUCUGCUACGGAUCAAGAAUGUCACGGAUCCAGAUCACCUAGGAACUGUCAUUAUACCCGAUGUGGAAGGCGACGAUAGUGACAGUGACUAUCACCCUUCUGGCACAUGCACACCAUGCCGCGAUGAACAUGUUGGCGGGGGCUGCUGUGCGGCAAUCACUGUCAAAGACCAUAUUUGCGCGCUCAGCCUGCAAUGCGAUGGGCACGCCUCGCCUAUCCGUCUGCUUAACAGCGUACUCGGUGUGCUCGACAAGCACUCCAUCAACAUCUCAUCUAUUUCCACGAGUGCCGGUGAAGUCAACAUGGCGCUGUGCCUCAACGAGAGUCAGUUGGCAUCCUUUGGGCGCGCAAAGGAGCAGCUUUCAGUCCACGGCCAGCUCACGGUCCUCCAGGACUCCGCCAUCAUCACGCUAAUUGGCACCCGGGCCGGCAGCAUGUCCCAAGUUACAAGUCAGAUGCUGUCUAUUCUCAGCGAAGAGAAUAUCCAUUUCAAGAUGAUUUCACAGCAGCCGGGUCACCGCUGUAUCUCGUGCGUGAUUCAAUCCCUGGACAUUCCACGCGCAAUCAACACUCUACAUGCCCGAUUGUGUCUGCCGUCUGAUCCGGCUGGGCACUUAACGCGCCUCAGCUGAGAGGUGGUCCGCAGGCUUCGUUCACACGAAAUGGCCACCGAGCUUCUCUUUCAGGAAAGGCUUCGGCCGGGUUUAACACAUGGGAAUGUGACUAGCGGCGGAUCAGUGGCUCUUUGGACGGAGUUGGUGCUUGACGGUGGUGGCGCCAGUGGGUUUGCGCGCGCAUAGAUGUGAAAAAAAUUAAAUUAAUAAAAACGAAAAUAAAGUUCAAUGAAAAGAAUUGAUCAGUCUUUUCCAUUAUUCUACCUGCACGAACCAAUAAAUUCAAAGCUAAUCUAAGCCGA